Amoebophrya sp. A120 is the source of this 1842-nucleotide messenger RNA. The record is from the annotation of a GenBank genome assembly. NCBI's taxonomy places the organism in Eukaryota, Dinophyceae, Syndiniales, Amoebophryaceae.
AAAGAAACGAGCGACCACGAGCGUGCAAAAGAAUAGGGGACAUCGACAUUGAUUAAGUAAUAGGGCACAUAGUUUUGAAUUGUGUCGACGACAACGAAAGGGAAAAGGUCCACCAUCUUCAUGGCGUUUGUCCCGAGCAGGCAGCUCCUUCACGAUGAUCUGAUAAGGCUCCAGAGUGAGUAUCUCAAUAACAGUACCCUGCAUAGUAGAAGUACUCAAUUUUUGGAUGUGAUGUAAUGUCGAUGUUGAAAUCGGGGCCCCAAUAAAUUCAGAUGAAUUUUUCCAUCAAUGAAUAGCGUAGAGAUAGCAGCACGCUCGUCUGUGCGACGAGACUCUUGAAAGAUCGACUAUGUCGCAUAUCAAAUGGAAAAAUGUCUGGGUCUGGAAGAUUGCCAGGUUUGUCAUGAACAUUUUGCAUGACUCCUGUUGUCUGUGAUGCAUGCCCUAGCAUCACAGAUUUUGUGACGGCUUCCUGAUGCCUAUACCGCAUGACAAAUGCUGUUUCUGUGUAGCAAAACUUGGACUCUCUUUGCUGCUCAUGCAAUACAGAUUUUUUUGGAAUCCAAAAUCAGCAUGACAAGUUGGAUUCUUCCAGACCCAGACAUUUUUACAGUUGAUAUCGCAGCCCCAGGCACAGAACCCUUUCGCGACAGAUCGCAGCCUCGGUGGAGCAGCGGCGAGGUAUUGCUUCGAAUUCACACUCUCAUGUUGCUGCAGAUGAUGUAUGCGGUAUGUUGAUGUUUGAUGCAUAGAAAUGUUCCAAAAGACGUGCACUUCGGCGGCGCCUUGAAUAUCGAAUGGAUGCCAAAAAACAAUCAGCUCGCAAGCUCCUAUGGCUGCUGGCGGAACCGCAGUUGCAUCUUCGAGUUCACAGUGGGUCCAAGGCGCAUCGCGACCCACGUUCACCAAUGUAUAGACGUUAUUUGUAAUUCAAACAUUGAUUCGAUCGCACGCAGUCUUCAAUCCCUGAAUUGAACUUUGUAAUUCCUGUGAGUUGUGUACAGUUCUCAAUACGCAUGCAAUACUCCCACUUCUUACAGGUGGCUAAUCCUCCGGUCCAGGCUGGGAACGUAAGCUUAUCCAAAGAAGGAAAAUGAAUGUACUUAAAUGUAAUAUAUGGUGCUUUUACAGAUCAAAUGCAAGUCUGCAUUGUUCACAUUCAGAAGAAGUGUCUCAGGAUAUUAAGCAGCGAUCGAUCGUUUGAAGACACCGCGCAAUAGCCUUCAAAAACAUUAACGCAUGAAAAGUGCGUCCGUUCCUGCGGACACUCCCACAGUACGCAUUUACAUUUUUCUUCCUGGAUAUGCUUACGGGCCGAGUUACUCGAUGAGCUACCAGCCAAGAGUAUGAGGCAGCAAACCUUUUCAGCUCCGAGGAUUGCAUCUUGUGUUGCUGUUUCUUUUUUUAGAAGCGCGCGUUUUGUUGCACAGUGUGUCCUCAGCCUCGUCCAAAGGUCAGUCUACGUGCGAACUCUAGCGCAGCACUGAAACGUUCGGAAUCGGAGGGUUUUGCAAUUGCAUAAGGAAGCACAGCAGACAAGUCGGCAGUUAAGUACUCGGGGUAUUUGCCGCUAGAAGGAACGUACCGGGAUGACGACUGCAAGAUCGGGUAAACGUGACGGAAGACAGGAAUUCUCGCUCGGUUCUGAAGCAGCAAACAAUUUGCGAGCAAAUUGCAGGAGUUCUCUAAUCCAUCGGCCGCAACGGUUCUUUCAUGCCCUGAUUUUUUUCUUUUCUCAAACACAAGCACGUUUCUAGAUCGAUGAAAAGGCUCUGCUUUUGCAUUCUGUGUGUUUCAUGACCGUCUUCCAACUUCUAGCAGUAGAAGCGAAAGAACGAGAUA